AUGGAGCGGAAUAGUUCAUUUGUCGAUGAUGUAUUUGCAAACAAUACAAACAGUUCUAAUAACUCAACAGUAAAUUUCGCGAGAAAUGAAAAUCUGGCAACUGUAGAAAUAAUAGUUCAAAGCAUUAUAUUCGUGCUUGCUGUUCUUGGCAAUGGAACCGUUAUUCUGUCGUUAUUUGUACGGAAACGAAAACUAAACAGAAUGCAUCUGUUGAUGGUCCACCUUAGCGUCGCGGACUUAUUUGUGGCAGUUGGAAGUGUUCUACCACAGCUAGCAUGGGAUAUAACAUUUGUAUUCAAAGGAGGCGAUGUUUUGUGUAGGCUUGUAAAAUAUAUGCAGAUCGUUGCAAUAUACGCCUCUUCGUAUGUCUUGGUAAUGACGGCCAUAGACCGCUACGUCGCCAUUUGCUACCCUUUCAUGAGCCGAAAGUGGACCUCGCGAACGGUUCAUAAACUUGUUGUAGUGGCCUGGACCUUGUCCUUGCUAUUCAGUGUGCCUCAAUUAUUCAUUUUCUCAUAUCGCACUACAUCGUAUGGGACAAUGGAUUGCUGGGCGAUGUUUGAUCCAGAAUGGACUUUAACUUUCUAUAUAACAAUUUUUACGGUUCUUGUGUACAUAGCACCGACAGUGAUAUUGGUAUUUUGUUACGGAAGUAUCUGCAUGGAGGUAUGGCGAAGUAGUCGAAUUGGGGUUCAUUUAGCAAGACUGUCCCAGCGUAUUCGUUCGCCAAAGUCAAAUGGAAUGGUGGAGACAAGAAUUAGCAAAAGUAAUUCAGAUGCUGUCAGUAUUAACACCGCUAAUCAAACCGCUAGAAUUUCGAAGAGAAAUUCAGCGGUGAAUUGCAGAGAAGAAUGUAGUUUUGAGGCAAAAGAUAGUUGUAAGAAUAAACUGUCCACCAAGGUACACUUCAACAAAGACACUUGCUCAGGGAAGAAAAAAAGUAGUCCUCAGAAAGGUUCUAGAAAACAGUUGUCAUCUGAACGUUCUGGAAAAGCACAAGUAAAAUUUGAAAAUGAAGAUCAGUCCCCUUCAAGAAGGAAAUCUUCUGUAGGAAUAUCACGAGCCAAGAUCAAGACUAUAAAGAUGACUUUGACAGUCAUUCUUUGUUAUUUUCUUUGCUGGUCGCCUUUUUUCAUUGCACAGAUGUGGGCUGCCUGGGAUGCAACAGCGCCGUUUUACGGAGCGGCGUACACCAUCAUCCUGCUGCUUGCCAGCUUAAAUAGCUGCACAAACCCUUGGAUAUACCUCUUCUUUAGCGACUCGGUCAGCGCUGAGAUCAAACAAUGUGUAGGGAGAAUAUGCAAGAAACCCUAG
Mya arenaria is the source of this 1314-nucleotide messenger RNA. Its product is annotated as cephalotocin receptor 1-like. The coding region runs from base 1 to 1314 and encodes 437 amino acids. Gene Ontology annotation, cellular component: membrane. The record is from RefSeq and is a predicted model, not a curated record. The transcript has 3 exons. Gene Ontology annotation, biological process: G protein-coupled receptor signaling pathway. Lineage: Eukaryota; Metazoa; Mollusca; Bivalvia; Myida; Myidae. Gene Ontology annotation, molecular function: vasopressin receptor activity; peptide binding.